AUGAGGUGAGAAUUCACACAUCCACAUCGACUCAAUGAAACUGAAUCUCGUUGAAUUUUGAUGUGUUUUCGGCGGCGGCGUUUCCAUGGAACACAUUCAAAGUGUCCUUUGGUGUCGCUGUUCCAUUUCCAUUUUUACGCCUAUCCCAUUGUUAAUUCUAACCAUUUUGCAGUCAUCAAGCGUCUCAUUUGAAAGUGAAAAAGAAGUGGAAGGCGAACGGAUCGAACGGAAACGCCGGCGGACUUUCUGCGUUCGCACGCACGAAACGUGAGUCGUUGAUUUUGUAACGAGUUCGAAAGGUGUGUUCGUCUUGGAAGUCAUUUUAGAGAAAGUUUGUGGCAAGAAUGAAAGUUUAGCCUCAUUUUGAAAGCCCUAGUCGAAUCCGGCAUCACCUGAGUAGUUGAACAAACCGUAUCAUCGAGCUGAACACACUUUUCUUUCAAAUGCUGACCUUUUCGAGCAGUUUCUAUUGAGAGUCCAAGUCUGUGUUCUGUAUUCCGCCAAGGGUCAGUGAGCAGAAUCAUCGGCCUCGUCAUGUCCUCAUGAAUAGCCGAUCGUAUCCGGUCGCUCUCUCACUCUGUCCUCUGAUCGUCCGUUUCUCGGAAUCACUGAUCACUGUUUGCCACGUCGCAAACCUUCUUUACAAUGACGUCUGCAAAAGUGGAUGUGUGUUUCCAGAAAUGGAAAAUGUUUCGGGUUUUGGGAAAGAAUGUACUCAAAUACAUACUAUAGUACGUAGAGGAUACGAAGAAGAAGAAGAAGAAGUGCAAGAUGGCACACCCACUGACAUACUUCCUUGGUCUUUUUUUAGAGAAAGGGUAUUUUGAGAACGUCGAAGGGCUAUAGGGUCAAUUCGAGAAAUAACUCUGAUGCACACUCAACCGAUUCAUUGGGGACCGUCUAGAUAUUCUAGAAGGGCUAAUGUUCUAACUAGUGAGGCAUAGACUGAUCAUGAAGCAAUAAAAACUGUUAUCGAACCGGCCUCAACCAGUAGUCAAAAGUCGAACGUUUUCCUAAUGCGAGCGUCAGGUCAUAUACAUUUGAGGAGAACUUGAACAAACAAAGCCCAUUUCAGCUAUGGAUCCAUCUGCCGACAGAAUCUGGACGAUUGGCCAAAUAAUCUACCAGAGACAUCACGACUUUAACAGAAGUUCUCCAAUUAAAUCUCGUAAGUACCGGAAGAUUCUAGAGUUGGGCAGUGCAUGCCUCCUAACUUGAAGGACAUGCGAAAGUUUGUGAGUGUUUCUAACAAAAAUGAUAUGAGAAAAGGCCGUGGGAAAUUGGAAACGUAGAGAAAACUGAUGAGAUCCGUUAGUAGAUUCCAUGUUUUGCAUUGCGCGCGUGUUGACCGGGACAGGGACCGUUCACACCUGUCACAGAGAUCAAUGGAAGUGUACGAGUGUUCGAUUGACAGUUGCACAUGUUGUUUUCUCAUGAGCACACGUGUCUGUAGUCUGCGGUCUUUCCCGUCGACGGUCCGUCCAUUCGGAGACAUCUUGCCGCACAACCAUUCUUUUUUCUCCUCGUCCACACUGCAUGUCUUGCGCAGACUCACUUUUUUUCUGUCAAUUCGCUGCGAGAUCAUUUGUUUUGACCUACGCGCGCAAUGCGAAACAUUCAGUUCUCCUUCGUCUUUUCCACGUUUUUUGUUUCGAUGCCACGACAUGGACUGUAGAAAACAAGUUUUUUGGGCCUCAGACCCAACUUUUCGUCUUCUCCUUUUCCUUUUCCGAAUUCUUCUCAAGUAUUAGCUAAUCGUGCUGAAAUUGCUAACGUUUCAUAGGCCACGCCCCCUUUCAACUUGCGUAGAAGAUGCUGACUCUAGUGAUAGCCUGGAAAAGUCAUGUGCCACCAUUUUUAACUGCCAUUUCGUCCCUGGCCGCCCGGACAUUUCCAAGAAACGCCACGUAACUGGAAUAGUCUGAAAAAUGCAAUUACCUACGAAAUUAUCACCUGCUUCCAUAGGUCGGAUUAUUCAAUUUUCGGACAUUUUUGAGUCAUACUCCGAACUUUAUCGCGUAAAUGUAUGUUCCAGAAGACAAUGGAAGUUUCGACUACAUCGACAUGGCCUCGCAGCACUCGCUCAUCUUGGACAGGUUAGUUUUUGAUAUCUUUGUGAGGAGGGGGUCUAAAAAGAGUGUUUUUUUUUUCAAAGAAUCAAAGAAAUAUGCCUAGACACCUUAUAAAUAAAAAGCAAUAUCAUGUUGUGAUCUCUCUCUCUCUCUCUCUCAUUCCCACUACAAUCCAACUUCUUCUCAUCACUGACUCCGCCCACUUUAUUCAAUUAUACUCUUUCUCUCUUUCUCCGCCUUCUUCUUCUUCUUCUUCUUCUUCUUCUUCUCGCGUGCCGCCCGAGUUCAUUCACACCUGAACAGUGUGUUUUCCUCUAUUUCUCGUCUAAAAUCAUGUGGAAACAACGGAUAAUGGAGGCGGCGCGACGCGAAAAAGAGCGAGAGCAGAAGGACCGAUGGAGACAGGUCACGAAGAAACUGGUCAAGUGAGUCCGUACUGGUUGCCGUCCUAAGAAAAGUACAAAAGUUGAGAAGAUCUACGACCAGCAUGGAACUUGUAUUGUACAGUUCUGCGCUUGAUAUGUUUGACAACGGCGUUUCACUUAAAAGUUGCUCUUUUGAUAGGUGAUUGCCGUCUCAUGAAUCGCCUCUAAAGUCCAAAAUUGCGGCCGAACUUUGACAGAGCUACCAUAAGCUCUUGGGCAUUGUACUAACACUGUUCAGCCAGAGGUUGUGAACCUGGUUUUAUGUUUUGUCAGUCGGAAAUAGUUUAUCAGCAGUUGCAAACAGUCACGGUUGUAUAAAUUGCAUUGGGCUAGGGGAUCCGGCCCGAAACCUUUCAAAAGUUCAAGCCUCACACAAGUCCACGCGAACUUUACCCGUUUUCCCAGUCCUGGGAACAUGACUAUACAAUUCUCAGCGUUUUCCGAGUGACGUGGGCUAACAUGCCGACUUUCAGAUUGUCUAGACUCGAGAAUAGGCACAAAUGAACGUAAAGGGAUCUUAAAGUAAUGACAUUUUCUGAACAUUUCAUAGCUCUCAUUCAAAAAAGCGAGCUCUCAGGAACCCUAGAACACUGAAAAUUUGGAAGCUCGCUUAGAAUAUGUGACUGCCACUUUCCUCCUCCUUUUCAUUUCGCUCAUCCAUAUUCAUACUCAUCAAAAAAAAAAAAAUGGAAAUGGGAGCCAGAGCCAAUCCUUCCUCUCCCAUUUUUCGCUCUCUUUUUCGUUUUCGCCAAAGUGUUCCCAUUGCCACCGAAAUCAGUGUGGGAAUUGUGAAAACAACAGACUCAAGCGGCGGGAAAUAAUGGAAUUUCGCGGAGAAAGAGCAAGAGCAGGUGCUCUUUCCGAGUUAUUCAAUUGAUUUGCUGACUGGAGACCUUUGUACGUGUCAUUCGAUAGUUUGAUGGCCGAAGAAAUCGUUUCGGGUCUAGGCCACAGAGGUUUUCUUCGAGUCUUUUGUGAAAUUAUCAAAAUCACAUCAGUUUACAAUAAAUUUCUACUACUUGCUGGGAAAAACGAACGUGGACUGUACAGUGGCCUAAUCUUUUCAGGCCCUAGGCCGCCAGGAACCUAUGACUUUAGUGAUGUGGCAAAAAACAUUGUGGUCUAGAAAAAUGUAGGCCCCCACUCACUUCACCGGUGAAAACUUCAAAAUAUUUUCGCUUUACCUUCAAAAAAACGAGUGAAAACUAGUGAUUACCUCGCUGAAAACCGAGAGAAAAAAAAUUCGUUGAUGAAUAUGUGCGUACAAAUUUGACGGCUGCCGUCUGGCUCCUAGUUCCAUUGUAGCUACCGAUCUCAAAACUGAUGACGUGGAACUUUAUCGCUCAAAAAAACCUUCCUCAUCCUCGACGCCGUAGAUAAUCGCCGCGAAAAUCCGUCAGAAAGCCACUGACAGUUUGGAGGUCUUUUUGGAAAAGAGCAAUGAAACGUUUGAAAAGCUAUUAGUCUCCUGGCAACACUUCAUUUGGCUCCGACUCUGGCUCUUUCUCUCCAGCCUCAUUAUUCGAUUAUCAUGAGCCAGAGACCAGAAAAAAAAGGAUUUGCUCUUUUUCCUUUUCUUCUUCCCCCCUCGUCUCGGACGUUUUCUUGUUAUGCAAUAUGCGAAAAGAAGCUUCUCACCACUCCCUCUUCCUCUUUUUCUUUCACUUUUCUUAUCACUCUCUCUCUCUCUCUCUCCUGCCCUCCUUCUAGCCCAAUCUUUUUGCCUUUAUCCUUUUUGAUAUCACAUGUCUGUUUUUUCGAGCGUGAAAUCAAGACGAAAUGUGACUUGUGAGACUUUUGGCGAAGUUUUGUUAGGUUAGACUUGGCCUGGGGUUACUGUACCUACGCACUAAGUACCCUUUUUUUCGACUAUGACGAUAGAGGCCUCUAGAAAUUAUUUAUGACUAAGAAAGCCUGAACCUAACCGAAAGUGUACUUUGUACCCUUCUUACCUCUAAUCAAUGCUAAUCCUUAGAUAUUGUUAUCUCGUUAGAAAAUCCUGAAUAAUGGAGGGGAAUAGAAAGUAAGAAUGAAUGUGAAUGGAAAUGAUCCGAGAGAGAGGGAGAGAGAGAGAGAGAGAGAGAAGAGGAUGACCGGAAGUGCCACAGGAAAUGGAGGCGCCCCGAAAGUUCGUAGAGUACAUUCACGACCACCCCUCGCUAGGUAAUACGUGACGCUCGGAAGUAUUUCCGGCCCGACGACUUCAAAAUCGGAUUCACGGCACAAAGUUACGUAGACUUGGUGAUCAUGCUCAUUAAAAUGUUCCGCUUGUUCCGCCGGAAAUCUCGCUACACGAACUUUUCGUUUUCUCGUGAGCUUUCGCUGAAAAAAGUCGGAUUCGUGUGUCCCAACUUCAAAUAUUCACUUCCAUAACCGACAUCUUGAAGUUUUAGGAAGAAACGUUCACAACAAUGACUUAUUUUUUCCUCCUCCAAACUCCGAAAGACGGGCGGAGCAUUGAGAAGGAUUAGUGUUCCCAUUCUUCGUUUUUCCUUUUUGCACUUUCCAAUACAAUCUUUUGUUCCUUUUUGUCCUGCUUCACAUUGAAAAAGAUGGAUUACCGCCCAGAAAUGCCCCAUUUAUUGUUAGAUUAGUCAUUGUCGUGUCUGCUGACUGACCCCGACUUCAUCAGAAUUCUAGUCUCGUUUUGUACUCGAAAACUCAAUACGGGAGCCUUGUGUCUCGGACACGAAAAAGAAGAAGAUAAAGAGCUGGAAAAGCCGCAUUGGUUUUUGGUUUUCAGUACUUUUUACCCGGGUUUCCGGGUUUCCAAAGUUGACAGCUUUACCUCGGACGUGUUGUGUUCGAAAUGCUCUAGUGUCAACUCGUUUUCAGAAGAAGUCUAUUCUGGAGUCUCCGUUGUGAGUUGCAUCUUGAUUCGUCUGUUCACUUUGAAUUUACAAAACCUGACCUAAGAAGCUCGAGCUAAGCUCACUUAAAAGUUCUAGCCGUUGGCGCUUACAUCAAGUCUUCAACUCUAGCCGUCCGUUCUCGUGCUCCUCACUUGUUCCUUGUGCUCUUCGUUCUCCGCAUCAUCUCAUCUCCACCGAUUCUAUAGGGAGCAUGAACUCGGCGAUAAUGCAAGGUGCCGCGAUGGCGACCUCGCACGGCAUCGCCCGUCUCAAUCGGCACAACGCCCAGCGGCCGCACUUCCACAUUCCGACCGCCAACCGCAUUUUUUAUCAACUACAGACUGCCAGCACGUCAGUGCGUUUUUUUAGCUAUCCACAAGUUUUUAGGUGCAAAACGAGGGUGUCGAUUCUAUGGAAGACAGUUGCAACUAACACAAAUUAUGAUUUCAGAAGCGCCGAAGCGGAACGCCGGACAGUUCGCGCCGAUGACGUUGACGCGGUUUGUGAGAAACCGCAGUUCGAGAUGUACUGCGGGGAAUCGGAGAUCAGCGAGCAGUUUGUGAAGCUGAACGUCGGCGGACAGAGAUUCAUGCUUCGGAAGGAGACGAUUCGGAAAAGGGGCGUAGGUGAGUUGCCUCAUAACUAUUUAUUGGUUCUGGUCCCCAGUGCCCAAAAGAUUUGUGCAAACGCUUUCUUCGCUUUUGAGUUUUGUUUGAGGAAACGUUCAGAACACUUUAUGGAAUCCAUAUCAUACUUUUACAGGCCGCCUACUGGACCUAAUCAACAAAUCGGUGCCCGACUCGAACGCCGACGCCUACCUCAGUCCCACUUCUGAGUUCUACUUCGAACGACCUCCCUCCCUCUUUCAUAUCGUCUAUCAGUUCUACCUCAAUGGUAAUUUCUCACUUUUCAAUUGUUUCUUCGAUAUUGUCACCUUUAGGAGUGAUCCAUCAACCGACAAACCUGUGCCCAGUGGAUAUCAUUGAAGAAUUGGAAUAUUGGCGAAUUGUUCCCGACGAGUAUCUCGCUUCGUGCUGUUGUGCACAACAAAUGGUCAGUCCACAGGGUCUUGACACGAAAUUAUAUUCUGAACUUAACAAUUGGCUUUCCAGGAUGAUGACGACGAGGAGCUUGAAGAGCAGGACAAACCGAACCUCUUCAAGACUCUAAAAUUCGGCGAAAUCCGUCGGACCAUCUGGAAUAUCGUCGAAGAGCCGGCGAGCUCGGGCAAAGCACAACUCUUCGCCGUCUUCUCCGUCUUUUUCGUGCUCAUUUCCAUCAGCGGACUCGUGUUGGGCAGCUUGCCCGAACUGCAAGUGACCACGAAACGAAGGAACAACGCCACCGGAGAAGGUUGGGUCGGAAUGAUUUUUGUGUGAAACGAAAGAUCAACUCUUGUACUCGACAUUUGUAGUUGACGCCUUUGUUGUAGGACCACUUCCAGGAGUACGGUAGCUCUUGAAAGUUGUGAGUAUCCACAGUAGCUCUCUAAAGAGCCCUUACUUCCAAGAGCUACAGUAGUCCUAGGAGCAGCGGUACAGAAUAAUUGUCAACUACAAAAAUGAAGCACGAAAUGUGAAGUUUUCACAAGACAAUUUUCAGCUCCAUAACAUUCUUUCAGAAUACGAGGAAUCGGAACCGCUGCCAAUUCUAGGAUACAUCGAAUACGUGUGCAUUGUUUGGUUCACUGUUGAAUACGGUAUCCUCUUGACGUACAGUAAUCCUUUAUACAAAAUGUAUUAGGCCUAAAAAUGAUCGUGAGCGCCGAAAGAAGCAAGACGUUCCGGCAACUUUUGAAUAUUAUCGAUCUGCUCGCGAUUUUGCCGUUCAUCAUCGAAAUGCUCCUCUUGAUAUUCGGAAUUUCGACGGAACAACUCAGAGAUUUAAAGGUACACAGCAUAUCAUACUCAUUUUAAGACGAAACAAUGUUCAGGGCGCAUUCCUGGUCAUUCGAAUUCUACGCGUUCUCCGCGUGAUCCGAGUGCUGAAACUCGGCCGAUACUCGAGCGGACUGCAAAUGUUCGGAAAGACUUUAAAGGUGCAUACAGUAGGCCUAAGUACCGUAAUCGUUGCUCGUUUUCUUGCAGGCCUCGUUCCGACAAUUGGGAAUGAUGGCGAUGGUCGUGAUGACCGGAGUCAUCUUCUUCUCCACGUUGGUCUACUUUUUGGAAAAAGUACAACAUUUAUCAGUUUUUCUGUAAACUAAAAGUAUUUUAGGACGAACCGGGAUCCAAAUUCUACUCAAUUCCAGCUGCUUGUUGGUGGUAAGAUUGUUUGAAGUUUUCGAACUAUUUUUUUUUUGAGAAAAUAACUUUAGGUGUAUCGUAACCAUGACUACUGUCGGUAAGAGAAUAAUGUUGUGGUGUCACUGAUUUUUUUUUUUCAAAUAAUGAAAAUCCGACAAUAUAAUUUUCAGGAUACGGUGACCUGACGCCCAUCACAGUUCGUAAGUACUCUAAAACAAAUUCCGAAAAGAAGAGAGCAUUUUGCAGCGGGCAAACUGGUGGCGACUGGCGCAAUCGCGUGCGGAGUUCUCGUUCUCGCCCUUCCCAUCACCAUCAUUGUACGUUUUUCCGCUCACCCCGCCCCCCCCCUCUCCCGCACUUUUCCGACGUUUUUUGGCUUUUUCGCCGAGAAAACCAUCGUUUAGGCUCAAGUCGCGUUUUCGCUGAAAUCCAGAGAACGUGAGAGGCUGAACAAGCAAAAGUGUGUCGAGUUUUUUCCCCGUUUUUAACCACAAUCAGCUUCUUUUUUUCGAGAUCUGUGACAUUUGACACUUUUUAGAACUGCGGCACUUUGAUCGGAGUCCGCAUGGUGAACAUGCAUCGUAUUUUACAACAAAACGCAGAAAUACAUUAACCCGAUGGCUUUCGGCCUUUGUAGAGAAACUGUAGCUUCGUUGGAAACGUGAUCUUACGACAAAAUGUAGGAAAGUUCACCGCACAGGCUCGAGUGACAUUUGCCCACACUUUUCGAGCACGUUCAGCCCAAUCGCCCCGGUUUUGCAGGUAGACAAUUUCAUGAAAGUGGCGGAAACGGAACGACCGGCCGGCGGCAACCGGUACCGCACCUCUUCGUACCCGACGUCCGCGCGGAAAGCGUCGAAAGCCGAGCAAAUGGUGCUCAAAGUGGCAUAG
Caenorhabditis sp. 36 PRJEB53466 is the source of this 8486-nucleotide messenger RNA. Lineage: Eukaryota; Metazoa; Nematoda; Chromadorea; Rhabditida; Rhabditidae. The record is from the annotation of a GenBank genome assembly.